Molecule: messenger RNA, 680 nt
Organism: Paramisgurnus dabryanus
Lineage: Eukaryota; Metazoa; Chordata; Actinopteri; Cypriniformes; Cobitidae
Product: LIM zinc-binding domain-containing Nebulette-like
Cellular component (GO): focal adhesion
Molecular function (GO): actin filament binding
Source: RefSeq, a predicted model, not a curated record
AAACAAUCUGCGGAUGUGUUUUAAAGUCUAACGAGCUGUCUACUUAGACAGUUGUCCAUUAAGUCAGAUAUGAGAGCCUAAGUAAUAUAUAAUUGUUGAAAAUGUUGACUAGGCAGUUAGUUCACUAGGAUUAGAGACAGGCAUCGUAUUGUUUUCUGGUGCACAUGAGCGAUAAUGUAGUGAACAUUGAGCAAGCGCCCCUCCCAGCACACACACAUACCCUCAUUAGUGUGCACUAUGAGACAGUGAGGGAAGACUUGACUGCGACUGUGAAUCAUCGGUUCAAUUCUGACGAGAUGAAUCCUGCGUGCGCGCGCUGUGCAAAGAUCGUUUAUCCUACAGAAAAAAUCAACUGCCUCGAUAAGAACUGGCAUAAGGGCUGUUUUCAUUGUGAAGUGUGUAAGAUGACUCUCAACAUGAAGAACUACAAAGGCUACGACAAGAAACCCUACUGCAGUGCUCACUAUCCCAAGACAUCGUUCACAAUCGUGACAGAUACACCAGAGAACCUUCGUCUGAAACAUCAGAGCGAGUUACAGAGUCAGGUGAGAUAUAAGCGAGACUUUGAGGAGAGUAAAGGCCGUGGAUUCAGUAUCGUCACAGACACUCCAGAGCUACAGAGAUUUAAACAAACACAAGAAAACAUCAGCAACGUAUGAUACAAAACUCACAUUCACUCU